CGUCAACGUCAACAUACGAGGAUACGACAUUGUAAAAUAGCAUUGUAAGAUAAAAGUAAUAAUUACACUUGUGAGUUUUAACAAGUUUAUUUUAAUCGUUCACAAUGCUGUUUGUAGUUAACGUAACAAUGCUUUUUUAAAAUAAACUGAAUUUUUUGUGUUUUAUUUUAAGGUAUGCUAGUGUCUGAGAUUAGUCUAAAAAGUAACCAUCUUCAUCAAUUCUAGGUUUCAUAGUGCUCUGUCAUUUGCUCAGCAACAUGUCGGCUUCGGCUAUCUACAUUCUUGAUGUGAAAGGAAAGGUUCUGAUAUCUCGCAACUACAGAGGAGAUAUAGACCUUGGAGUAAUUGAGAAGUUCAUGCCUCUUCUGAUGGAGAAAGAGGAAGAAGGGAUGCUAACACCGAUGCUGCAAACAACAGAAUGCACUUUCGCUUACAUCAAAUACAACAAUCUGUACAUUGUUUCUACCACCAAGAAAAAUGCAAAUAUUGCACUUGUAUUUGUGUUUCUUCAUAAAAUUGUACAGGUAAUGACUGAAUACUUCAAAGAAAUUGAAGAAGAGAGUAUACGUGACAAUUUUGUAGUAAUAUACGAAUUACUCGAUGAACUUAUAGAUUUUGGAUACCCUCAAACGACAGAUAGCAAAAUAUUGCAAGAGUACAUUACCCAGGAAGGACACAAGCUAGAAAUUCAGCCGAGAAUACCAAUGGCUGUGACAAAUGCUGUUUCGUGGAGAUCAGAAGGAAUCAAGUAUAGGAAAAAUGAAGUGUUUCUAGAUGUCAUCGAGUCUGUAAAUUUACUAGCAAAUGCAAAUGGCAACGUGCUGCGUAGUGAGAUCGUAGGAGCUAUAAAGAUGAGGGUUUACCUGUCUGGAAUGCCUGAGUUGAGACUAGGCCUCAACGACAAAGUUCUGUUCGAGAGCACAGGUCGAGGAAAGUCAAAAUCUGUUGAACUUGAAGAUGUCAAGUUUCAUCAGUGCGUCAGAUUGUCUAGGUUUGAAAACGAUCGUACCAUCUCCUUCAUUCCACCAGAUGGCGAGUUUGAACUCAUGUCUUACCGUCUGAACACCCAUGUGAAACCCCUUAUUUGGAUAGAGUCGGUGAUUGAGCGACAUGUACACAGUAGAGUAGAGUACAUGAUCAAAGCCAAGUCACAGUUCAAGCGUAGAUCUACGGCCAACAAUGUGGAAGUAGUGAUCCCGGUGCCAGCUGACGCGGACUCGCCAAAGUUCAAGACCACUGUGGGGAGUGUGAAGUACGCUCCUGAGCAAAACGCUAUUACAUGGACAAUCAAGUCAUUCCCGGGCGGAAAGGAGUAUUUGAUGCGAGCCCAUUUUGGACUACCCAGUGUCGAAUGUGAAGACAGUGAGGGGAAACCUCCCAUCCAGGUCAAAUUUGAAAUUCCUUACUUCACCACUUCUGGCAUCCAGGUCCGCUAUCUGAAAAUCAUUGAGAAGAGCGGGUACCAAGCUCUACCGUGGGUUCGAUACAUAACUCAAAAUGGAGAUUACCAACUGAGAACUAAUUAAGUCACUUUGCAACCUAAGUUAAGCUAACUAGCAACGUACUCUAAAGCUUAAUUUUAAUGUUUACUCAGUGAAAAGUCUUGGAAAGAAACAAGUUUUGGAAUUUUAAUCAAUGCUUUCUUAAACUUUUAAAUCAUUAUUAGUUUCAUUAUAUUUUUUUACACUUUUUUGGUUGAGCCCGAAAUAUAUUGUACAUUUCUAUAAUAGCACUUAUAUAAAUAUUUUUUAAAUAAGUUAUAUUUUAAAAAUAUUAUGGUUGUUUAGGCAGGAGUUUUUAUUAAAUACUUGCCUACUUAUGCUAUUGCAUAGCUAAAUUAUGUCAUGUUAUAAUCCUAAUUUAAUUGAGAACUUAGAGUGAAAUUCCUAGCCCUACUAUUCCAAUAACCCAUCAUUUAUCAGAUUAAUUAUAUAUUAUAUAUUCCAAAUAAGUUGAUAGAUUCUUGUUAGCUAGGCUUUAGUUAUGAAACACAUCUGAGAUUUGUUAUUAAAUCAAUUUCUAUAGUUUAGUCAGGGAUUUUCACACUUUAACAAAGAACUUCUAGACAGUUUUUACAAGUAAAUAAUGUUUAAUUUGUGUUUUCUUUUAGUGGAGAAUCAAGGUGCCCAAGGUCUCGCUCUAAAUAGCACUAAAAAUGAGCAAAAAUAGGAAUAAAUAGGAAUACAUUAUUAUUUACAUUUUUUUGCGACCUUUGUUAUUUUUUUAGUUAUUUAAAAUAAUAUUCAAGCUUCUUUACACCUAUAAAGCUAUGGUUAUUGAUCAGUUGAAUAUUUUUCUUUAUGUUUAGAAACUUUUCUUAUAAAUAUUAAAUCUUAAGGUGAAUAUUGAAACCAAAAAUACAAAGUAUUAUUUUAUUGAAAUCCGUCCCUAUAACUAAAGUAAAGGAAGGGUAUAAGUAAAGUAGUUUAUGUAGAACCAACACAGCAUGAAAAUCAAUUUGUAUUUUUUUUAUAGGAUUGCAAAUACAAUUGCAAAUAAAAAGUAGGCAAGCAACUAAAAUAGAUCAUUUACCAGACUAAAUCAGUCUAACGGUUCAAAUUACAAAACAAAUCAAGAUUAUUUUGUAAAUCAAAUAGAUCGGCGAGUUAUUCAAAUUUGUCUCAAUACUUCCAUCUUUAAAGUAGUAUAUUAGUUAAACAGUAUAUAUUUAGGGCAUUUAUAAGAUUUAUUUUAACUUUCAUUUUAAUUUUAAUAAAGGUUGAAAUAACUCAAUUAAGAGUACAUCUCAUAUUUUAAAACAGUUAGCAUUGUAUACUGUAUACUAAAAAGGUAUGUCAUUAAUUAUUUUUCAUACAACAAUUUUUUUUGUUUCAAAACAUAUUUUUAUUAAAUUAUAUAUUGAUGUAAUAUGUUAUACCCAUGUUUUAAUCUAUACUGAACUUGAUAAUUUACAAUGAAAAGAACCCAUUGCAGGUAAAAAAUACAAUAUAAAUCUAAUAUACUGUAUUUACUACUAGUUCGGGUUAGUUAGCGAAUUUCCCUAUAGGGAAGUAGCUAUUGCCGUAGGUCGCACGGUAAGACCUAGGCCCGGGACCGAUUUACUUUUUCAUUUUGAUGUCCCCAGAGGCCAAAAACACAAUUUGUUCAAAUUUAUAUAUAUAAAUUUAUAUAUAUAAAACACAAUUUGUUCAAAUUUAUAUAUAUAAAUUUGAACAAAUUGUGUUUUUGGCCUCUGGGGACAUCAAAAUGAAAAAGUAAUUCGGUCCCGGGCCUAGGUCUUACCGUGCGACCUACGGCAAUAGCUACUUCCCUAUAGGGAAAUUCGCUAACUAACCCGAACUAGUAGUAAAUAUAUAUAUAUAUAUAUAGUUAAUAAGCAAAAUAAUAAAAACCAGAGUACCCUGAAAUUCAUACUCCAGUAUUCCAACCAAAAAACACAAAACAGUGUGCUUUUAUUAGGCACGCAAUACGUGUACGCUUGAAAAUAAGUUGGCAACACUUAAAGAUAUUACGACUACGAUCAGCUGGUGGGAUUUCCCAUUUCGUUCAAUGUUUGGAUAUAACCUAACCUAUAAACGUGUUGUUCAGUGUUUGAAAGAAUAAUCAUUUAUAUGCUUUAUAGUCACUGUAGGAAAAAUAUAAUGUGUAAUGUGAGCGCAAAGUAAAUCACUAUUUCCAUACACUGACUCUUUUUGCUUUGUGUAACCCUCCUCCACACAUCCCAAACUCUAAACUUGGCUAGUGUAUUAGAAUGUUCUUGCCACUAAGCUAUAGUGAACAUUUUCACCUGCAAUGGGUUAAACAAUUAUGGUGGUACAAUAACCCUUAUCUUAUUGUAUUUAUUAUAUUGUUUAGGUUUGUCUAUAAAUGUUCUUGUUAUUAAUUGGCUGUGUAAUUUAUUUUUGCCUUCAUUUACAUUUCCUUACCAUUUGUUAGACCUGUAUGUACCUAUGGCAGAUUUUAUUUUUAUAGUCGUGUACUAAGAAAUUUUUCAAUGGCUUAAGAUAGGCGUAGGAAAAUUUUACAGUGUGUAUGUAUCCUUCAUUUAAUUUAUUUUAACAGUUUGUUUGUAUAAAAUAUUUAUGAAAUAGUCAUUUUAACAAGUCUUGAGUUUUUUUUUUAUUGAUCAUAAGACGAUCAUUUGAAUGUAAUAUGUGUCAUUAGUUAAAAACUACAGAUAGUAUUGUAACAUAUUUAAAUAAAUAUCUUGUUAUUUUAAGAUAA
This is a messenger RNA of Macrosteles quadrilineatus (aster leafhopper), 4185 nucleotides long. It is a transcript of the gene AP-1mu, whose product is annotated as AP-1 complex subunit mu-1. Bases 258 to 1526 code for a protein of 422 amino acids. The record is from RefSeq and is a predicted model, not a curated record. Gene Ontology annotation, molecular function: clathrin-cargo adaptor activity. Gene Ontology annotation, biological process: intracellular protein transport; vesicle-mediated transport. Gene Ontology annotation, cellular component: clathrin adaptor complex; clathrin-coated vesicle. The transcript has 10 exons. NCBI's taxonomy places the organism in Eukaryota, Metazoa, Arthropoda, Insecta, Hemiptera, Cicadellidae.